AUGACGCUCAACCUCAAUGACUUCGACGUUCUAGUAUUUGACAUUGAAGGAACCGUUUGUCCCAUCUCCUUUGUCAAAGACGUUCUCUUUCCGUAUGCACUCGAGGCACUUCCCAAAGUGUUGGAUCAAGAGUGGGAUAGCCCAGAGUUCGCAAAGUACCGCGAUGCCUUUCCCGAAGAGUAUCGCAACUCGCGCUCUGACUUUGAAGCGCACGUCCGCGACCUCGUGAAGCGUGAUGUCAAGAUCGCCUAUCUCAAGUCGCUCCAGGGUUAUUUGUGGCUGCAAGGCUACAAGUCGGGCAACAUCGUGGCGCCCCUCUUCCCAGAUGUUGAGCCCUUCUUCAGCGAGGCCACCCAGGCUGGAAAGAAGAUCAUCAUCUACUCGUCCGGCUCAGUCCCCGCGCAGAAGUUGCUCUUUUCACAUACCAACUCCGCCAUGUCAGAUAUGACGCCUCUUAUCGCAGACUACUUUGAUACCACUAAUGCGGGCCCCAAAACCGAGGUUGAUAGCUACGCGAAGAUCAUUUCUGAGCACCCGGAGCACAAGGACGUCAACCGAUGGCUUUUCCUGAGCGACAAUAUCAACGAGGUCAAAGCUGCUGUUGGGGCUGGUAUGCGCAGUCUGCCCGUUGUUCGUCCCGGUAAUGCGCCCUUGCCGCCAGACGAACCUCUGUCCAAGCUCGCCAUUACCGAGUUCAAGCACUCAGAGGUCGCUUCUUUGGGAGUAUGA
Messenger RNA from Fusarium musae, 729 nucleotides. It is a transcript of the gene UTR4, whose product is annotated as enolase-phosphatase E1. Gene Ontology annotation, molecular function: magnesium ion binding; acireductone synthase activity. The coding region runs from base 1 to 729 and encodes 242 amino acids. Lineage: Eukaryota; Fungi; Ascomycota; Sordariomycetes; Hypocreales; Nectriaceae. The record is from RefSeq and is a predicted model, not a curated record. The transcript is spliced from 3 exons.